Penicillium brevicompactum is the source of this 1041-nucleotide messenger RNA. RefSeq names its product homoserine kinase. The transcript has 4 exons. The record is from RefSeq and is a predicted model, not a curated record. Gene Ontology annotation, biological process: L-threonine metabolic process. Gene Ontology annotation, molecular function: ATP binding; homoserine kinase activity. Lineage: Eukaryota; Fungi; Ascomycota; Eurotiomycetes; Eurotiales; Aspergillaceae. Bases 1 to 1041 code for a protein of 346 amino acids.
AUGGCUUCCGUGAUUAAAAUCCCCUGCUCUUCCGCCAACAUUGGCCCGGGCUUCGAUGUGAUCGGCUUGGCCCUAUCUCUCCACCUGGAGGUCCACGUCACCAUUGAGAAAGAGCCCUCAUCUCAACACCCCUUCAACUGCGCCAUCACCUAUGAGGACCAGAGCAAGAGUGUUGAGAAGAUCAGUCUUGACCCUGAAGUCAACCUGAUUACCCGUGUAGCCCUGUAUGUGCUCAGAUGUCACAGCCAGCGUUCGUUCCCCGCCGGGACCAAGGUGCACAUCGUCAACCCUAUCCCAUUAGGGCGCGGUCUUGGUUCCUCCGGUACCGCCGUUGUCGCCGGUGUGAUGCUGGGUAACGAGGUUGGAAAGUUGGGUUUGAGCAAGGAGCGUCUCCUUGAUUAUUGUCUCAUGAUUGAGCGACACCCUGAUAACGUGGCUGCUUCCCUGUUCGGUGGCUUUGUCGGUACUUAUCUGAAUGAAUUGAAGCCCGAAGAUGUGGCCCGCAAAGAGAUCCCGCUCAGUGAGGUCUUGCCCGCUCCUGCAGGUGGUACCCCCGAGCCACCUAUGGCCAUUGGCCACUACCGCAAGUUCAACUGGGCCCCUGAAAUCAAGGCCAUUGCCAUCAUUCCUGAUUUCGUGGUCCCCACUGCCAACGCCCGCAACGUUCUCCCAGAGACCUACUCAAGGGCGGAUGUGGUUUUCAACCUCCAGCGCGCGGCCUUGCUCCCCGCCGCUCUGGGCAGCUCUCCCCCAGAUCCCGACACGAUCUUCCUUGCCAUGCAAGACAAGGUGCACCAGCCGUACCGCAAGACCCUGAUCCCUGGUCUGACAGAGAUUCUCCAAUUCAUGACCCCGCAAACGCAGCCCGGUCUUCUGGGAAUCUGUCUUUCCGGCGCUGGACCUACUAUCCUGGCUCUGGCCACCGAGCGCUUCGACGAGAUUGCUGACCGCAUCAUCGCUCAGUUCGCUUCUAACAACAUUACCUGCCAAUGGAAGUUGCUGGAGCCCGCUCAGGACGGUGCCACAGUGACUUAUAUUUAA